AUGGCAGCUGGAUUGAUAUUCAUUACUGGCGCAUCUGGUUUCAUUGGAAGCGCCACCGCUCUUGCGGCACUCAAGGCCGGAUACAGACUGCGCGUCUGUCUUCGGAAGCCAUCGGAAACUCUCGAGGCUGCUCUAUCGGAGUAUAGCCAAAACAUUGAAUAUGUCAUUGUCCCCGACAUCACCGAUGAGGCCGCAUUCAAGGGGAAACUUGACGGUGCAGACUAUGUUUUGCAUCUUGCCUCUCCUCUGACCCACGGCAUCGAGAAGGAGUCGUAUUUUGGCCCAGCGGUGAAAGGCACCAAUGCCGUAUUGAAUGAGGCUACCAGGGUCCCGAGUAUCAAGAAGGUCGUUGUCACUUCAUCAAUCGCGGCUCUGAUCCCAUUGAAUGGUAUUCCUGAAGGUGGAGUCAUUAAAGAGGACAACGACUGGGACUUUAGCGUGGAUGAAGCCGCCGAUUUCACAGAUCCCAGCAAUCCUGCUGGAACAGCUAUGAGACUCUACCGCGCAUCCAAGCUGCUCGCAAAUAACGCCAGCUGGGAACUUUGGAAGACUGCCAAGCCUCAUUAUGCUUUGGUCACUAUUCACCCAUCGUUCGUCUUUGGGCAGAACCUUGUGCAGACUUCCGCCGAACAAAUUAGUUCCUCUUCGAAUGGACUACUUUGGGGGACAAUCAUGACCGGUACCCCAUCUGGAUCAGUGACUGGUGUGCAUAUCCAAGAUGUGGCAGAGGCGCAUGUUAAAGCUCUGAACCCGGAAAUCGCCGACGGCUCGAAGUAUCUGAUAUCCGGAAACAAGGCAACAUGGGGCGAUGUGGCGCAUAUUGUGAAAAAGCACUACCCCAAUCUGGGAGCCAAAAUUUCAGCAGAUAUCGAGGGAAGUUCCUCCCCGACUGACACCACCAAGGCCGAGAAAGACCUCAAGAUUGAAUGGCGCUCUUUGGAACAGAUGGUACGGGAGGUCGUGGAUCAGCAACUGGGGUUUGUCAAUCAUUAA
Penicillium atrosanguineum is the source of this 993-nucleotide messenger RNA. RefSeq lists its product as uncharacterized. The transcript is spliced from 2 exons. Lineage: Eukaryota; Fungi; Ascomycota; Eurotiomycetes; Eurotiales; Aspergillaceae. Gene Ontology annotation, molecular function: oxidoreductase activity, acting on the CH-OH group of donors, NAD or NADP as acceptor. The coding region runs from base 1 to 993 and encodes 330 amino acids. The record is from RefSeq and is a predicted model, not a curated record.